AUGUCCCGCCAAACACUGGAAACCGAUCCCAGGACUAGCCCGGCGCUACUAAAAGGGCUUCAUCCACUCUCGCUUGGGAAAGACAACUCAACGCCUAUACCGCCACCGGAUGCCUCACUGGAGUCCCUGCAGAAGAUCAUAGCAACCAUGUCGGAGAACUUCUCCCCUCUUUGGGAGACGUUUCCCAACGAUCUACCGUCGGAUAAGGAUGAGCCACCUGUUGAACGAUCAACCUUCCACGUGGACGGGGAAGAUGGCAACAAGAUCACGGUGUACGUAUUCAGACCUCAGCCUGCCGAGUCCAGGGAUAGCGUGCAUGAGCUUCCAGGAAUCGUUUAUACUCACGGAGGAGCAAUGACAAUCUUGAAAACGCUUGGACCUGUGCACGAGCGAUGGUGCACGUCUCUCGCAUUGCAGGGAUCUGUCGUGUUCCUCGUUGACUUUCGGAACGCUUGGGGCGAGGGAAGAGUCCACAAUCCAUUUCCUAAGGGCUUAAAUGAUUGUGCCUCUGUUGUGAAAUACAUUGGUGAAAGAAAGAAGGAGUUCGGCAUAGGAAACCUGGUCGUGCAAGGCGAGAGCGGAGGAGCGAAUUUGGCUUUGGCUGUGGCGUUGAAAGCAAAGAAAGACGGAUGGGUAGAUCUGAUUGACGGCGUGAGUGGACAGGCUCCGUACUUGAGUGGGGGAUAUGGAUGGCCAGAGGAGAGAAAGAGAGAAGAACUGCCAAGUCUUCUCGAAUUCGACGGCUAUGUGCUGCCCUGUGGGAGCCUCGCGGCAAUGGCGAAGUGGUAUGCUCCGAAUGAUGGCGAGAAUCCUCUCGCUUGGCCAUACUAUGCCACUGAGCAGGACUUGACGGGCUUGCCACCACACCAUAUCACAAUCAGUGAGCUAGACCCCCUGAAGGAGCAAGGCAAGGCAUACCAUAGGAAGUUGCUGGCAGCGGGAGUCAAGUCGACUGCAGUCGUGGUCCUGGGACUUUCCCACGGUGCAGCGAUAUUGUUCCGACAAGCUCUACCAGAUGAGCACCGUAAAGAGGCCAGAGAGAUUGUGGCGUUCGCGAAGAGUCUCUAA
Messenger RNA from Zasmidium cellare ATCC 36951, 1068 nucleotides. RefSeq lists its product as uncharacterized. The transcript has a single exon. The coding region runs from base 1 to 1068 and encodes 355 amino acids. The record is from RefSeq and is a predicted model, not a curated record. Gene Ontology annotation, molecular function: hydrolase activity. Lineage: Eukaryota; Fungi; Ascomycota; Dothideomycetes; Mycosphaerellales; Mycosphaerellaceae.